This is a messenger RNA of Elgaria multicarinata webbii, 3801 nucleotides long. It is a transcript of the gene ERGIC1, whose product is annotated as endoplasmic reticulum-golgi intermediate compartment 1. Lineage: Eukaryota; Metazoa; Chordata; Lepidosauria; Squamata; Anguidae. Bases 149 to 1021 code for a protein of 290 amino acids. The transcript has 10 exons. The record is from RefSeq and is a predicted model, not a curated record.
GGUCUCGGGCGCCCAAUGAGUUUGUGCUGCGCGUCCUUCGGCCUGGCCGGGCUGAGCCCGUCACUUCCUGCCCCUGUAGCCGGCACGACUGAAGCAGAAAUCCUGGGGAGGAGGGGGGCGGGGAGGUUGCGCUGCGUUCGCCACCAACAUGCCCUUUGAUUUCAGGAGGUUUGACAUCUACAGGAAGGUGCCAAAAGACCUUACACAGCCAACCUUCACAGGCGCAAUCAUCUCUGUUUGCUGCUGUUUCUUCAUACUGUUUCUCUUCUUGUCUGAACUGACUGGAUUCAUAGCCACUGAAAUUGUUAACGAACUCUACGUGGACGAUCCAGACAAAGACAGUGGUGGCAAAAUAGAAGUUAAUUUGAACAUCAGCUUGCCAAAUCUGCACUGUGAAUUAAUUGGGUUGGAUAUUCAAGAUGAAAUGGGAAGACAUGAAGUUGGCCAUAUUGACAACUCAAUGAAAAUUCCUCUGAAUAAUGGGAAUGGAUGCAGGUUUGAGGGUCAUUUCAGUAUCAACAAGGUUCCGGGUAAUUUUCAUGUAUCAACGCACAGCGCCACUGCGCAGCCUCAGAAUCCUGACAUGACACACUUCAUCCACAAACUCUCCUUUGGUGACAAGUUACAGGUCCACAACAUUCAUGGAGCAUUUAAUGCAUUGGAAGGAGCAGAUAAGCUUGGCUCAAACCCCCUUGCAUCCCACGAUUAUAUACUGAAGAUUGUUCCCACUGUGUAUGAAGACAUGAGUGGCAAACAACGGUACUCGUACCAAUACACCGUAGCUAAUAAGGAGUACGUAGCAUACAGCCAUACCGGGCGCAUCAUACCAGCCAUCUGGUUUCGCUAUGACCUGAGUCCCAUCACAGUGAAAUACACAGAAAGGCGACAGCCCUUGUAUAGAUUUAUCACAACGAUUUGUGCCAUCAUUGGAGGAACAUUCACUGUGGCUGGGAUUCUUGACUCCUGCAUUUUCACUGCCUCUGAAGCCUGGAAAAAGAUCCAACUUGGGAAGAUGCAAUAGCAAAGCAACUCUUAUCCAGAUCCUGCGGGGAAAUGCAAAGAACGAGAUGCCCACUGCUAUCCAUUGUUCUCCUUUGUAUCAGUUUCAGUUGGUUAAUGUCACUUGCUAGCUCCUUGAAAGCGUUUUAACGGAGCAAAAAAUACCCCAAGAAAACCCAAGUCUCUGAAAGUUGGCAACAUUAACAAGAGGCUGUGGUUGUAUAUAUUCCAUCCUCUGAAAAUUAUUUUUAAGGUUAGUUGCCUUUAUGAUUUAAAAUCAAAUCCUAUGGAUCUGACUAGUAUAAUUAUUUUAAAAAUCUCACUGAUACUGAAGUUAGGGCAAAAACGUAGUUAUGACUAAUUUUGCAAAUCAGAUUUUCUCUCAGAACUCUGUAAUUGGACAGAGUUUUAUGAUAAAAUUAUGCAUUAAAAAAAGCCAAACUAGCCUGAAUAUUCAGAGCAGCAAUAACAAUACAUUGAUUGAUUGGCUGUGAAGUAUUUGUUCUCAACAUGAAUAGGAACAGGUUAGGGGAAAUGGCACCAUGAUCUUUUUGGUGGUGCCUGAAAUGCUUCCCUUUGCAAGCAUGCCCACUCCCUGGGUGACAUUACCAAAUAGGUUUAAAAUGUUAUCAGUACCUGAUUCUCCAGCAGAGUUAUAAUAAGGGAAGAGAACCGUCUAUUUAUUUUACUCUCCUGGGCUGUUAAAGUAUUUUCACUUCUUUCCAGCAACUGAAUAUCCAGCCUUAAUGUUUACACCUUGCAUAAAGUAACAGAAAAAGUAGAAUAAGGGCACAAUCCUAUUGGUUUGCGCCUCACGUCCAUGCAUCCAGUACCCUGCCAGGCUAAAACCAGCAGGAUGGCAGAACAGGUGAUCUUCGCCUCCCAUCCUCUGAUUGCUGGUUCUUUUUUAUUGUUUUUUUGCUAGAUGGCGCUUCAUAGAGGGAGGGAAGGCGCCUAGAAGAAGCAUAGCGUAGCUCAUCUUUGCCUCUCCGGUCUCCUCCCCCUCCUCACCUGCCAGAGCAUCCCUUUUCCCCUCUUCAAGGUCAGUUUUCCAACCUUGAGGGCAGCCAGCAUGGUUCUUUCUGUACCUAUGGGAAGGGAGACAGGUGAGGGGGCUGGAUCUCUGCCUCCCUCUUCUGAGGUCUGAGCACUCUCUCCAACCUCGGAGGGGGGACUCCUACUAUCCAGUGGCUCCCUCAGGCAAUGACUUGGGGGCAUAGGAUUAGGCCCUUAAUGAAUUAAGAAUAUAAUAUGUUGCUUUUGUAUAUAAAGGGGAGUAUCUUAUCUGUUUCUGCAUUUUUGUGAGUUCUUGUCCUGCCUUUUGAAACACAUACUAGCCAGUUAUCCAAGGUAGAAAUUUUGAGUUGAAGGAAAAGCGAGAGUACUCAAGUAAGCUGAGUAGAAGAGUAUUACUUUAAAAGGCAUGUGGUGUAUUGCAGAGAUACAGAAAACACAGGACACAUAGCCUUCAGUAUGAGGAAUCCAAAUCCUUGUGCAACUUUUUCAAUGAUUUGCUCUUCUUUAAAAUAAUUUUAGAUUGCUAACAUUUGCCAAAUUGACAACCACAAUGGCAAGGGCAUAUUAUUUACUGAUUCAUAGGAAAUAGGUAGAGCACUGUGAAAAACAAGACGAGGUUUGCUAUACAGAAAUUUCUCUGCUGAUGUAUUUCAAUCUUAAGUAUAAAACAAUAGUUUGUUCAAGCCCGCAGUAAGUGGAGGGAAGGCAGAAAUACUGCCUGGUGUAGUUUUUAAUAUGCUAUCAACAUUGGCUCAUAGGGAACUAGAAUAAGAUCCAUCAGUUAAUUUUCAUAGACCUCAAAUAGUUCUUUGAUAUAUGAACCAAGUGAUAAUUAUUGCAUGCUUUGUACAUUUUAUAUUACCUAGGAUUGCACACACAUCAGCUGUGUGUUCUCUAGGUUUUGCAAUACUUCUUAAACACUAAGACUGAGUUCACAUGAAUGAUAACCCACACUCAGUGGUUGAGUAUAGGUUGAGUGUGGGCUGUUGUUGAACUGUGGGUAAUCAUGUUGUCUGAACUCAGUGCUUUUUCUACAGGGUGGCUUAUUUUUAUUAAACAAGCAACCCUGAGAACCUAUGGUUUGUUGUUGGGUUGUGAACUGUGGGUUGAUUAUGAUUAACAAGCCAUGGUUUGUUAGCACAGCUGGGUUCAGACAACACAAUAACCCAUGGUUCAACAACAACCCACACUCAACCCAUACUCAACCACUGAGUGGGGAUUAUCAUGUUGUAUGAACCCAGUCUAAGAAUGUCCAUGUUUCAGUUUUGAAAAAAAGGCAUUCUUUUAUUGUGGGAAUAGUGUGUCUGGUCCUUUAAGGUUUACCUUCUUAAAAUUUGAAAGUGUCAAAUCAAUACACUUUGAUUAAAUGACUUUGGCCCAGAAGUAUUUCACAGUACAAUUCUAUGCAUGUUUAUUUGAAAGUAAUGCCAUUGAAUUCAAUGUGGCUUCCUCCUAAGUAAAUAAGUAUAGAAUUGCAGUUUCAAACUGCCCAGUUUAUCUGUUGAAAUUUUCACUGUGUUAUGGUGUAGGGAAGGUAUUCACUUUUUUUCUUAUAAAAUUUUUGCUGAUUGUGUCACCAUCCCUUUCUUUUCUGAUUUCCCCCCAAUCUUUUUACAUUGUAAAGCAUCUUUAGAAUUUCCCCCUACUUUUAAUAUGAAAUGAUUUAUUAUCUUGGUGUAAAACUGGACCUUGUAAUUUCCUGUAUCUUGUUUAAUAUUUUGAUGGAUUUUAUACAUUUUUUUCAUUCGCAAAAAUCAAGUUGAAAAUAAUACAUGUGUGUGUUCA